Mercenaria mercenaria is the source of this 1852-nucleotide messenger RNA. RefSeq lists its product as uncharacterized. The transcript is spliced from 2 exons. NCBI's taxonomy places the organism in Eukaryota, Metazoa, Mollusca, Bivalvia, Venerida, Veneridae. The record is from RefSeq and is a predicted model, not a curated record. The coding region runs from base 96 to 389 and encodes 97 amino acids.
CAAGCGUUUCGGUAAACCAGAUUUGUUUGCGGAAGUGAAAAUUAUUUUAUUAUUAUUAUUUUGUAAUCCCUGUUUGAACUUUUUUCGAGAAUAAAAUGGAUCUGAAUUCAUUCUCUCUAGGAAAUGCUGAUAUUCUUCAAACGGUGGCAAUGUUGCAAUGGAUUCAAAAUGGCGAUUCUGCAAUGUUUGAAAAAUUAUCAACAUUCAGACUUGGGUAUGAGAUAUACCAGCGUAUGAGUGGAGAAAGGGAGGUGGAUGCUCUAAGGACUCAGACUAUCGCAGGAAUAGCAAAAUAUAUUAAAGACCACCCUAAAGCUUCAAAAGAAGAACUCCAGAAAGAAAUUGCAAAACACAUCUUUGCAUUUGCUCACAAAGUGGAGAGUCUCUAAUGUACUGUUGUUUGACCCAUCGCACCUUUCAAGUACCUCAGAUAGAUCUGAUUUUCUUUAUAGAUCUACCUUGGAUCCAGAUUUUACUUCUACUUGGGCUGGAUAUUUUGUUACAUAGAUAAGUGAUAUAGAUAAUAUUGAUGAAUAUGUAAUAAACUCACUAUAUUAAAGCUGAUGGCAAUGUGUGAAAAACUGAGAUUAGCCAGAGCAAAAGUGCAAUUUAUAAAUUAGUUGAUGAACAGCUGUUGAUAGCACUCCCAACUUUCAAGUCUUCCUUUCCCAUGUAAUAUUGUUUCGAAAGAAUCUUUUCAAGUCCCAGUAUAAAAAUUUAGAAUGGUUGUUAACCACGAUUAUUUUAUAUUAAUAAUGCAGUAUGGUGCAUUGUGUAAUAUAAUCUCCUACUCUUUUAUAGAAACUUAUUGGUUUUGUUAUUUUAUGUUUAAUUUAUACAGUAAUGUGUGUUCUAAUAGAAUAUGAAAUCUUGGAUCAGUUCAAAUUGACAAUUUUUUUUUAACGGAUAAGGAUUGAGACAGUCUUCUCCAACAGCUACAGUAUUUAUAUAAUCAUAUAUAUGUAUUUUAGGCCUUAUUUAAAAACAAAAAUGUUACUAGAAUAUAUUUGAAACAGUCAAGAAAGUUCUUGUAAACUGACUACUGUGUACAGAGUGUUAAUUUAUGCAAAAGUGAUAAAAGAACAUGUUUGAAACAGUCAAGAAAGUUCUUGUACACUGACUACUGUAUUAAUAUACGCAAAAAUUAUAAAAGAAUAUGUAUGAAACAAUCAAGAAAGGUCUUAUACACUGACUACUGUAUGUAUUUAUUUACGCAAUUUUUUUUAAAAGAAGCUUGAAACAGUUAUGAAAGCUCUUGUAAACUGACUUUUCUGCAUAUAUUUAGUUACACAAAAUGUUAAAAAUGUGUUUGAUACAAUGAAGUUAGGUCUUGUAAAUUGAUUUUAAUGUACAAUAGGUAUUUAUUUACAGAAAUAAAUGUUAACAGUAUGUGUUUGAAACUGCAUAUAAAAGGUCUUGUAAAAUGAUUUUGUAGACAAAUAAAAAUUAUUAUUUUUGAAGAAAAAAGAACAUUUAUUUUUGUAUCGGAUAUUAAAAGUAAGCUUGCCUAAUUCAUAAAAAGCUCACAAUUGCAUUAAUGGUAACAUAGUGAAGUUUAUGGUUACAUGUAUGUUAACUGGUUGUGAAGACUGGACAAAAUUAAUUCAAAUGAAGUACAUAAUUAUAUCGCAUGUUUAAAUAUACAGAAUAUAUGUAUCUGAUUGAAUAGUCUGUCAGUUGUUGUAGCUGUUAACAUGUACCCCAGUGGUAUUUUUACUCCAAAUAUUGUAUUUUAUAUCUGUUUAAGAUAAUAUAUCAUUGUACCUCUUUAUUUUAGAUAUUGUCAUUUUUCAUCUUUCUGCUCAUUUAUACAUUUAAGUCCAUGGUAAAAAAAAAAUUGUCUAAAACAGAA